UCAUAGCUGUUUCAUUGCUGCUUUGUGACUGUCUCACUACUGCAUUUCUUUUUUCCAACUAUUACAGCCUUCCGGAUUUAUUUCAAUUUCACUGUAUGUCUUACUAUUUUUAAGCAAAAUUUGUCCAUCCUGAAACAGAACUGUGUUAUUGCUAUGAUAACAAGGAACUUAUAUGUUUUAUAGCAUCCUGCUAAACAACAGCAAAAAUCUGUGUAUGAUGUAUGUACUCUGGAGGUCUGUCAGGAAGGUAUAUAUAUAUAUUAUAUUCAAAAUAUAACUUUGAAUUCCCACUAAAAAGCCAAAUACUGAAAAAUUCUUAAAAUUUUGAAGUCUGUCAGGCCAGUGGGACUCUUCUUGUGGUCUAUGGAAAGAUUUGGAAAUACUAAAGAGAAUUCUCUAGCUGCAUUAAAUUUUCAAAUUUUUGUCUUAUUUUGUAAAUUAUUUCAUGUAGUAGUUAAUUAUUUGGUAUUUUCAGGCAGCUUUAAUUAAAUUUUCCCUUUCCUUAAUUAAUCUAGGAAUUACCCCCAUCUCUGAGCACAAUCAGUCAUGGUUUUUGUGCAAAUCAUAACAUCAGAUGGUUGCAUUCAGCUCCCUUUGAAAUACAUCAUCUAAUUGCAUUCCUUCAGAUGUCUGGUGUAUUCUUAAAGCACAGUGAGCUUUGUAAGAAGCUCACAUGAAAACCAUGAGAGGUACUGACUACCAUAAAAAUAAAAGAAUGGACUUGGUUUUUCAUCAGUUCUGGAUUUUUCUCUUCUUUAAUAUGUGCAGGAAACUCUGUGUGUGAAAUUAUGCCUUUAGAAAUCUUACCCCUGAUGAGUCAACUAAACUUGCUCAUUACGUGCUUCUGGUAGUCAUAAUGUCAUUUCACUUCCCCAUUUCACACAGUUGUCUCUUUAAUUUUUCACUCUUGGUUUCAGCUGCAUUGUCUGAGGAAAAUGUGACAAGAAAAGUAGGAAUUCUUUUUUUAAACAAAAUUUAGUGUGAUGAUAACUGACAGUGCUGCAGUAGAAUUAACAAAGAUUGCAGAGAAUUUGAUAAAUAGCAGAACUUUCCCCGAAGACAUGUGACUGAUGAUGACUGUGCUGAAUUUGCUUCCUUUUUCUCCCAAAUGAAGUUUUAUACCAUCGAAUACUGAGCAAAAAAAGUAACUAUGUUUGGACUCCUUUUUUUCAUUUUAUUCACCCCUGGAGUCAGUGAAUUCAUUUGUACAUCAUCAGAUCUUGAAAUGUCAUAUACUUUUUGUGAUUCUACAGCUCAUGAUUUCAUGUUUAAUCUGACACCUUGCAGCACGAUGAACAAAUCUGCCUGGAAGGCUGCUCUUACCUGGAUUCCAAGAAGUGACAUCCACUUUUUGAAGAUUGUCUUCAAUGUCUGGUAUGAUGGUGCCAAAGCACUCCUCUGGAAAGAACUCCUCUGCAGCGGAGCUGACGAUGAAUACUCAGUGUGCGGAACGCUGAAAGGAGAAACACUUGCAUCAGCAUUUGACAUUAAAGGCUCAAGAACAGCAUUUCCAAAGGGCAAUUAUAUUAUUGUUAUGCAAGCAUUCUCUGAUGAUUCUGAGAAUAAUAUGCUCAUAUGCUUGAAUUUCACCAUGAUAGUAAAACAAGAUCCUUUCUGAGAGCAACAAACUUCUCAAAAAAAUUCCAGAGUAUGGAGGUCACUUCUGUGAGCAACUGGAAUCCAAGCUGUGAAGUAAUAUGCACACUGAAUUUCCUGAGGCAGAAUACAUCAUGUGCUGUCUGGGAAGCUAUAAGAUAUAGUCUUUCUCAUUUGUAACAAAACCAUAAUUUGUUGCUCAGUCAAUGUGCCCAAAAUUUCUGGGAAUCAGGCAUCCUGAUUAACCCACAGAAUUACGCUGACUAGAUGUCAGGCUGGUCUUGCAUUUUGGUGCUGUGCCUUGAGUUACAAUAAAGUUGAGUGCUUCAGGCUGAGCUAAAGUAAUCAAGAAGUUUUGAAGUUUUGAAGUGCCAGAAUCAGAAGUUCAUCAGUAUUCAAUUUAAAAUAACACAGCAAUUGAAUUUGGGAACCCUGCUGUGAGGUGGUGGGGGUGGUUUUUGGUUUGUUUGUUUUUUUUUUUUUUUUCUUUUCUUGUAACAAUAAAACUU
Molecule: messenger RNA, 2105 nt
Organism: Passer domesticus (house sparrow)
Lineage: Eukaryota; Metazoa; Chordata; Aves; Passeriformes; Passeridae
Gene: LY96
Product: lymphocyte antigen 96
Exons: 5
Coding region: 1151-1618 (155 amino acids)
Biological process (GO): detection of lipopolysaccharide; innate immune response; toll-like receptor 4 signaling pathway
Cellular component (GO): lipopolysaccharide receptor complex
Molecular function (GO): lipopolysaccharide binding; Toll-like receptor 4 binding; lipopolysaccharide immune receptor activity
Source: RefSeq, a predicted model, not a curated record